Molecule: messenger RNA, 1108 nt
Organism: Wyeomyia smithii (pitcher-plant mosquito)
Lineage: Eukaryota; Metazoa; Arthropoda; Insecta; Diptera; Culicidae
Gene: mRpL28
Product: 39S ribosomal protein L28, mitochondrial
Exons: 3
Coding region: 151-996 (281 amino acids)
Cellular component (GO): mitochondrial large ribosomal subunit
Molecular function (GO): structural constituent of ribosome
Source: RefSeq, a predicted model, not a curated record
UCAUUGUCAAAUCUAUCAAGUCAAUGCGAUCAACAGCAAUAUUUUUAUCCUCAACGCGAAAGAUAGCUGUUGUUCAUUAAAUCACGUAGCAAAUUUUGGGAAAAACUGCUUGUAAACACGACUCUUACAUAAUUUGAUCACGAAGUUCCAAUGGCAUCAGCCACUCCGCAGGGUGCAAAUUUGCUCUUUGGAUUACGCAAAUCAAAAAAAUUUACGGAAGGUUUAGGAGCUCAACUGCCACUUGCGUACAAAAAAUUUUGGGACGAAUGGAAAAAUCGCCAACCAGCAGCUGUUCAUUAUGUUCCUAAGGAUGGAAUGUUUCAGCGUGAAGAUGCCACCGGACUUGUCACGCCGAUUCAGAACAUACCACUGCCUUUGCUUUACCCAUUGGAAGCCCACAAAGGCAUUUGGGGUGGAGAAGCAAUUGUAAAAGGUUUCCAAAAACGAAACCCUUACAAGCGUCGUGUUCCGCACUUCUGGGUUCCUGUAUUGAAGCGCUCGGUUCUGCAUAGUCAGAUACUAGACGAGUAUAUGGCUGUAACGGUAACAGAUCGAACAUUAGAACAGAUCCACGAUAACCAUGGUUUCGAUCACUAUUUACUGAAAACGCCAGCGUGCGACCUUCGUUCCAUGUUAGCCAUCAAAUUGAAGAAGAAGGUGUUAUUAGAUCUUCAGGCGGGAUGUCCCAAAUAUGCUGACCAACCAGAAAAACAACAGGCAAUCAUUACAGAGUACUCCUGCUAUCUAUCCCAAUACACAGCGGAAGAAAUCGAAUGGUACGGUCUAACGUACGUUGAAGCGAUUAAAAAAAUCCAACUUCAGCUCAACGCACAAGAAGACAAACGACCACACAAAGUGAUUUUUCGGCAGAAGUUAAUCGAGCAACUAAAGGAAGCUGGCAUCAAAGAAGCACAAGCUUCCGAACUAAAAGGAAUUGAAGAUUCCAGCUCAUCAUCCUGGCUUUCCAAGCUGAGCUUCAAGCCUAAAAAUUGGUAGCAGCGAAAUGAGCCGGUAAGUAGCGAGAUACAUUGUUCAAAACAUUAAAUCUUGAUAGUCGUUCUUGUCAAAAACAGAAGAAAAAUAGAGACUUGAUUGUUUAAAACUUGUA